UUUUCUUCCUCCAGAUUCUCCUUCCCUUCUUCCCGAUAAACUCUCUCUCGUCCUCGCACCACGCAACGCAAUUUUCUCACCGCACCCACAAACCCGCAGACCCAAAACGUCGUCAUUGAGAAUGGCGUCAUCGGCGAGAGUAGAUCUAGACGGCAACCCGAUAAAGCCCAUUACGAUAUGUAUGAUCGGAGCCGGAGGGUUCAUUGGGUCCCACCUCUGCGAGAAGCUGAUGUCGGAGACGCCGCACAAGGUCCUGGCUCUGGACGUCUACAAUGACAAGAUCAAGCACCUGCUUGAGCCCGAGAACGCGCACCCCUGGUCCGAUCGUAUCCAGUUCCACCGACUCAACAUCAAGCAGGACUCGCGCCUCGAAGGCCUCAUCAAAAUGGCAGAUCUGACGAUUAAUCUGGCGGCCAUCUGUACUCCGGCAGACUACAACACCCGUCCGCUCGACACCAUCUACAGCAACUUCAUCGAUGCUCUGCCGGUGGUGAAGUACUGCUCCGAAAACAACAAGCGUUUGAUUCACUUUUCUACUUGUGAAGUGUAUGGGAAAACCAUUGGAAGCUAUCUUCCUAAAGAUAGCCCUCUUCGUCAGGAUCCUGCUUAUUAUGUGCUUAAAGAAGAUGAAUCCCCUUGCAUUUUUGGAUCUAUUGAGAAGCAGAGAUGGUCCUAUGCAUGCGCAAAGCAAUUGAUCGAGAGGCUGAUUUAUGCUGAGGGUGCGGAAAAUGGUCUUGAGUUUACCAUUGUGAGACCCUUUAACUGGAUUGGACCUAGGAUGGAUUUCAUUCCUGGCAUUGACGGCCCAAGUGAGGGUGUUCCAAGAGUUCUUGCAUGCUUCAGUAAUAAUCUUCUUCGCCGUGAGCCUCUCAAGCUUGUAGAUGGUGGCCAAUCUCAGAGAACUUUUGUCUACAUAAAGGAUGCUAUUGAAGCUGUUAUGUUGAUGAUCGAAAAUCCUGCUAGGGCCAAUGGUCACAUCUUCAAUGUUGGCAACCCUAACAAUGAAGUUACUGUUAGGCAGCUUGGUGAAAUGAUGACUGAGGUUUAUGUGAAAGUAAGUGGCGAACCAAAACUGGAGACACCCACCAUUGAUGUUAGCUCUCAAGAAUUCUAUGGAGUGGGAUAUGAUGAUAGUGACAAGAGAAUACCUGACAUGACUAUUAUCAACAAGCAGCUUGGUUGGAAUCCAAAGACCUCUCUCUGGGACUUGCUUGAAUCAACCCUCACCUAUCAGCAUAGGACAUAUGCCGAGGCUGUCAAGAAGGCCAUUUCCCAAUCAUCUGCAAGCUAAAUAAGGGUGCUGUUGUUUGGUGCGACGAAUCAAGGAUCCUUGCUGAGGUGUGCUGCGUCGAAAUUCUUUCGGAAGAGAUCUUCAGAUGUACCUUAAUGUCUGUUUUGAAUAUAUAGUACAUUUUUUUCUUGCCUUGCGGGUAUCGUUAGUCAAAUAGUUCGUGGUAGAGGUUCAACAAUACGUGCUUGGGGAUUAUGUCUGCAGAAUAUAAUCUAGAUUACUGUAAUUUGUCACCAGAGCUUUUGCGGCAACAUGCUGGGGGAUGCUUAUAGGGGGACCAAUUAUACAUGUCAAGUUGUUUAUGUUGCUUUGCAGGGGAUUUGCUUUGCCAUUCCUCUGUUUUGUACUAGGGUGUUGUAUUAAUUUUCGAUAACCCUCUUAUGAUCUCUUGUUCUUUUUAUUUCUUCUUUUUAUUGUAAAAUUAUUAUUUUAUUUA
This is a messenger RNA of Malus domestica (apple), 1727 nucleotides long. Its product is annotated as UDP-D-apiose/UDP-D-xylose synthase 2. The record is from RefSeq and is a predicted model, not a curated record. Gene Ontology annotation, molecular function: carboxy-lyase activity. Lineage: Eukaryota; Viridiplantae; Streptophyta; Magnoliopsida; Rosales; Rosaceae.